This is a messenger RNA of Peromyscus maniculatus bairdii (prairie deer mouse), 552 nucleotides long. The record is from RefSeq and is a predicted model, not a curated record. Lineage: Eukaryota; Metazoa; Chordata; Mammalia; Rodentia; Cricetidae.
AUGAAUAUCACUAAAGAAGAGGAAUUUGGAGGAGAAAGAGAGAUACAGAAGGAACUGGAUGCUAAGUUCUAUUUUAAGAGAGCUAUGUUUAAAAAACAUUCUGAGGUUCUUGAUGAAAAAGCAAUUACAAAAGAACUGAAUUACACUGAGUUGGGGUGUACAAAACAGCAUCCACUCUUGAAAGACAAAGUCUGGAGCUGUUGCCCAAAGGAUUGGAAGCCAUUUAGUUCCCACUGCUACUUCACUGCGACUGGCUCAGCAUCUUGGAGUGGGAGUGAAGAGAAGUGCUCCAGCAUGGGUGCUCAUCUGAUGGUGAUCCACAACCAGGAAGAGCAGGAUUUCAUCACCAAGAUCCUGAAUCCCAAAGCUGCUUAUUUUAUUGGGCUUUCGGAUGCAGGUCACCGACAGUGGCAAUGGGUUGAUCAGACACCAUACAAUGAAAGUGCCACACUCUGGCACUCAGAGGAACCCAGUGGCAAGAAGAGAUUUUAUGUUGUGCUAAAUUAUCACCCAAAUAUUAAAGGAUGGGGCUGGAGUGACGUUAUCUUAUGA